Molecule: messenger RNA, 1632 nt
Organism: Sporothrix brasiliensis 5110
Lineage: Eukaryota; Fungi; Ascomycota; Sordariomycetes; Ophiostomatales; Ophiostomataceae
Product: serine/threonineeeee-protein kinase bur1
Exons: 4
Coding region: 1-1632 (543 amino acids)
Biological process (GO): protein phosphorylation
Cellular component (GO): nucleus
Molecular function (GO): cyclin-dependent protein serine/threonine kinase activity; ATP binding
Source: RefSeq, a predicted model, not a curated record
AUGGUGGCAAUGAAGAAGAUCAUUAUGCAUAAUGAGAAAGACGGAUUCCCGAUAACAGCUCUCCGAGAGAUCAAGCUGUUAAAGUUGCUGUCGCAUAAGAACGUCCUUAAGUUGGAGGACAUGGCCGUCGAGCACUCUCAUAAACCCACCGAUAAACGGAAACGGCCUAUUAUGUAUAUGGUCAUGCCGUACAUGGAUCACGAUUUAUCGGGCCUUCUCGACAACCCCUCCGUCCGCUUCACCGAGCCACAAAUCAAAUGCUACCUCCUCCAGCUCCUCGAGGGCCUGCGCUACCUUCACGAGAACCAUAUCUUGCACCGCGAUAUGAAGGCAGCCAAUCUUCUCAUCAACAACCGCGGCGUCCUCCAGAUUGCCGAUUUCGGCCUGGCACGCCAUUACGAAGGCGAGGUACCGAUGCCGGGACGGGGCGGCGGUGAUGGCCAGCGCGAGUACACCAGCCUUGUCGUCACGCGAUGGUACCGGCCACCCGAACUCCUCAUGCAGCUCAAGCGGUAUACAACCGCAAUUGACGUGUGGGGUGUUGGGUGCGUGUUCGGCGAGAUGCUGUACGGGAAGCCGAUUCUGGCCGGUGUCACCGAUCCCCACCAACUGGAACUCAUCUGGGAUCUGUGUGGUUCGCCCACGGAAGACAAUAUGCCCAACUGGCGUAAGCUGCCAGGCGCGGAGGGUCUCACGCCACGUGUCCGUCCGGGCAAUCUAUCCACGCGGUUUGGCAAGUUCGGUCCUGCCGCUGUAUCGCUUCUUUCGCAGCUGAUGAAGCUGGAUUGGCGUGCUCGUAUCAACGCUAUGGAUGCCCUGCAGCAUCCCUAUUUCCGCACAGCUCCACUUCCAGCACAGCCGGGCGAUAUCCCUGUAUUCGAGGAGUCGCAUGAGCUUGACCGCCGGAAGUUUGACGAUAGGAAAGCAGUUCUACCGCCAGCGCCAAAGGGUGGCACGGUUGGUCGUGGCCAUGCAGAUGCCGGGUUUGGUCCGAACGGCGCCAGUUUUGAGGGCGACGGCUUCGGACGACAUGGUGGUGGACCCGGCCGGCAAGGUGGCGGUGGCGGUGGCAGUGGCCAUCCACAAGAUCGCGGUCCGCGCGGUGGUGCUGACGACGGCCGUAGGCCGGCAUGGGCGCGUGACCGGCAGCCGCAUGGUCUUCCGCCCCGUCCGCCUCCGCCUGCCAACGAUUCGUCGGUGAAUGGCCGUGAUAGUGCACACCACGGCGAUGGUUAUCGCGAUCGCGAUCGCGAUAGAGACCGAGACCGAGACCGAGACCGCGAUCGUGGUGAUAGGGAUAGAGACCGUGACCGGGACCGAGACCGGGACCGUGGCCGAGAUAGGGACCAUGGUAGGGAUAGGGCAGACCACCUUGGCCCGCCGAGAGGCCGCGGCGGUGGGGGCCCCCGUGGUGCGGAUGGCGACACGUACAUUCCGACCUAUGUGGGCGGAGGCGGAGGGAGGGAUCCGGGUCACGAAGCCGCAUGGGAUCGUCGGCGGCACGACGAUGAUGCAGCUCGGUACGGUGGCCGGGCUGACCGAUACGACAAUGGCGGCGGUCCACGCCACAGCCGCAGCCGGUCGCCGAUUUGGCGGGAGCACGGCCGUGAACGGGACGGAUACCGUAGAUAA